GGCUGACUUGCCCUGGGUGACCCCUCCAGCCUGGAUGGACCUUCAUCUACACCACUGUUUGCCUGUCCAUCAAGUUCCUGAGCCUCAUAUCUGUUGUAUAAGGGCAUCUCAGAGGGUGGGGUAGGCAGGGAGGGGAUUCAGCUGCCGCCCUGAGCAGAAACCUAUCUUUACCUUCUGUCUUUUCUUCUAUCUGCUUCUGUCUCCCCCUGUAUCUCGAGUUCCCUCCUUCUACCUGGUGAUAAGAGGCCAGGGAAUGCCUUGUUUCCUGCAUCAUGGCUGGACGCAUCACUGCCAUGUCUUGGAGCUGGUGCUCUUCACAGUAUUUUUAUCAAUGUCAUAGUAGGACUCAGUGCACCUUCAGCAGGUUUGCUGAUGACACCAAGCUGAGCGGUGCACAACAGAAGGAAGGGAUGCUACCCAAAGAUAUCUGGACAUGCUUGAAAUGUGGGCCGACAUGAACAUAAUGAAAUUCAACAAGACCAAACGCAAGCUGUUGCACUUGGGUCAAAGCAAUCCCAGAUAUGAGUACAGACUGGGAGAAGAACUAAUUGGGAGCAGACCUGUGGGAAUGAACUUGGGGGUUCUGGUGGAUGAAAAGCUGGGCAUGAGCCCACAGUGUGCACCUGCAGUCUGGAAGGGCAAAUGGACUGCACCAAAAGAGGAAGGGGUGGAGGGUAGCGGGAGAGGGAGGGUUGUCCCCACUAUGCUCUAUGCUCUGCCCUUGUGAGGUUCCAUCUGGAGUACUGCAUCCAGGUCCGGGGCCUCCAGAACAAGAUGUGGAACAGGGUGUGAGUGAGUCCAGAGGAGGGGCGUAAGGAUGGUCAGAGAGCUGGAGCAUCUCUCUUAUGAAGAAAGGCUGAGGGAGCUGUGCUGAACCCGCAGCCUCGAGGCAGAGAGCCGAGGAACAGCCGCAGGACACCUCGGCCACCCCCGCAACCGCUCAGCCGGCCCCGAACCCCGCUAAGCCGGCGCGCAGGGAGUUAACCGCACCCGGUGCCGCGCUCCUUCGGGGCGGGGCGGCCCAGCCCAGCAGCGCUGCCGGAGCCGGGAGGCGGCGGGGAGCGCGCGGUGCGGCACGGCUGGGUCUGUGGGAGCGCUCCGCGUGGUGUUCGCUGCCCCGUGGCGCCCAGGCGUAUGACAUCUAGAGAGGAGCUGCGGGGACCGGCCAGAGCCAUCGCAGAAAGGAGCCACUGCGGGAGGAACAGUCAGAGCCCUCACAAGUACCUCUCUCCGGCAGUAAGGCAGGUGCUGUUGGACAACAGAAGCAGUGGUCAGGUUCAUACAUGGCUCCCGGUGUCUCAAAUGAGAAGAAAACAGAAGAUGAACAGCCUUCAAGAGAAAAUUCUAUCCAACUGUGCAACCCUCACCUGGAAAAAAUGAAAGAAGACAUCCUAUACCAUUUUGCUCUUGGGACUGGUACCCAUGAUUUUCCUGCAUUGUUUGGAGAUGUAAAGUUCGUGUGUGUAGGAGGAAGUCCUUCACGGAUGAAAGCUUUUAUUGCCUACAUAGCUGAAGAACUUGGACUUGGGAGCCCUGGUGGUGACUACCCCAACAUCUGUGCAGGAACUGACCGUUAUGCCAUGUACAAAGUGGGACCCGUUCUGUCAGUCAGUCACGGUAUGGGCAUUCCUUCUAUUUCAAUCAUGUUGCACGAGCUGAUCAAAAUGUUGUAUCAUGCCAAGUGUUCCAACAUAACCAUUAUUCGCAUUGGCACCUCGGGUGGAAUAGGUCUGGAGCCAGGCUCAGUGGUUAUAACCAGGCAGUCUGUAGAUGCCACCUUCAAACCUCAAUUUGAACAGGUUGUUCUGGGAAAAACUGUAAUUCGCAGCACAAAUUUAGAUGAAGAGCUGGCUAAGGAGCUGCUACAGUGCAGUAAAGAAAUCAAUCAGUUCAAUACUGUCAUUGGAAACACUAUGUGCACUUUGGAUUUCUAUGAAGGACAGGGCAGGUUGGAUGGUGCAAUCUGCUUGUAUAAUGAAGAAGAAAAACUGCAAUAUUUGAAGGAAGCUUAUGAUUCUGGUGUCAGAAACAUUGAGAUGGAAUCUUCUGUCUUUGCUGCUAUGUGCAAUCUCAGCGGUGUCAGAGCUGCUGUAGUGUGUGUCACUCUCCUGAAUCGGCUUGAAGGGGACCAGAUCAGCAGUUCACACGAUAUACUUGUGGAGUAUCAGCAGAGACCACAGAAAUUAGUGGGAUAUUUUAUUAAGAAAAGUCUUGGGAAAGUAUGACAUGUCUGUCUUUGGUUUUUAGAAGCAGAAGGCUUUUGCACAACGGUAGUCGUGGUCACAACCUCUGUGCAUUAAAGGUUCUUUGCCUCAGAAUAGCUUUCAGCAUUCCCCGUAUAUGUGGAAGUUAAUCAUUUAUGUCAGUGUGCUUUGGGAACUGAAUGUGCUGAAUGCGCUUCAGUUAAGAUUAGUUUAGUUAUUGUUGCUGGGAUUUAAGAUUCCCUCUUCUGAGUGGAAAAUGGAUCUGUUGUGAAGAAGCUUGCUGUGACAUAUGAAAAAGCUUCAUUUAUCCCCGCUGCUGAAGAAAAAAUAGGAAGAAAACAAAGUACUUUUUUUGGAAAGUACUUGCAAACCACCAAAUUAAAAUUAAUUUAAGAAUGUUAAU
This is a messenger RNA of Phasianus colchicus (ring-necked pheasant), 2607 nucleotides long. RefSeq names its product uridine phosphorylase 1 (gene UPP1). Gene Ontology annotation, biological process: uridine catabolic process; nucleotide catabolic process. NCBI's taxonomy places the organism in Eukaryota, Metazoa, Chordata, Aves, Galliformes, Phasianidae. Gene Ontology annotation, cellular component: cytoplasm; cytosol. The record is from RefSeq and is a predicted model, not a curated record. Gene Ontology annotation, molecular function: uridine phosphorylase activity.